Molecule: messenger RNA, 4737 nt
Organism: Polistes canadensis
Lineage: Eukaryota; Metazoa; Arthropoda; Insecta; Hymenoptera; Vespidae
Product: sentrin-specific protease 6-like
Exons: 20
Coding region: 351-4592 (1413 amino acids)
Biological process (GO): protein desumoylation
Cellular component (GO): cytoplasm; nucleus
Molecular function (GO): SUMO-specific endopeptidase activity
Source: RefSeq, a predicted model, not a curated record
CUAGUUCGUGACGCAGUGGCGUAAUCUUUUGCGGCCUGUCUGUUACUUUGCAAUUCGUUCAGACAAACGGGCUCGUAAAAUGGCGAAAUUUAGUUGUUAUUUACUUACGUGGUAUAUAACGAGAAAACUUUAAGACGAAUUAAAUAUAUUCGUAAUUAUUAGAUUAAUCAAACUAGUGCGCUAUAUUCAUCGUAUACAGCCAAUUUGUCGUAUUGUGCACAUUCUAGAAACUACAUUCUACAGAAAUGAUAUUAAUGGACUGGUAUAUUCUGGCACAGUAGCAGCAAUCAAAUACUGAUCUACAUUGAUUGAGAAAAAAUUGUGUUGCGAGCAGUAAAAUCUUGUGUAAUAUGGCACAAUAUUAUAAUUUUGUAACCAAUGCCAGUGGUACAUUUACUCUUGAAGAAGUACAGAGAAUUUGCUCUGUAGAAGGGCAACAUGUUCAGUUAGUUGAGAAUAUAAAUAAUGGUGGUAAUGGUUCACAACAAUUUUUGGCUUAUACUCCUGCCCAACAAAACAGUGAACAAGCAAUAUUUUGCCAGCAAACUAUUAACUUAGGGAGUCAAAUCUCAGCAACGCAAUUGGAUCAAGGGCAAAACGUGUUUAUAAUUAAAACUAAUGAAACACCACCACCACCUCCUCCUCCAAGUAUAUUAAAGCCUAAUACAGUUAAAGUACAUACAGCAGCUGAAAAUAUAGUAGAUGUUGUGGAUAAUAGAGUUACUAAACCAUUGGUGGAAUGUAGUAAUGAUAAUCAACAGAUACAAUGGGUGAAGAUGCAAGAAAAUAGUAUUAACGUAGAUGCAGUUUCGAAACAAAAUACUCUUUUAUCUGAAAAGAGCCAAACUGCUAUUUUAAAUAAGGGACAAACACAAAAUAAUAUAGCAAUAUCUGGUUAUAGUCCUGAAACUUCAGAAAAGAAGCCAAUCAAAUUCUAUCAAAAUAAAAACCGACUUCCUACGAAUAAUAUACAAACAGUGUCUCCAUCCAUUCCUUCUGAUGGUUUAAAUGCAACAGAUCGAGUGCAACGUUAUUAUGUAUCAAAUAUUAAAGUAACUUCACCUUCAUUCCAUAAUAAAGCAGUUAAUGCAAUUGGACAGAAUGUAACUACAACAUUUACGCGACAAGUUCGUGCAUCUUUUGUUCAAGUGUCUCCAACACGACCUCCAGUUCCUAAUCAGAUGUCGAAAAAUCCAUUAAGACUACAGCGUCCAGAAAUGGAACAUUUAAGUCAAAGAAUAAAACAAGCAAAAUUACGACAUUUGCAAAAUGAUCAACGGUCACAACAAAAUAUAAGAAAAAACCAAGUAUCUAAUAUGCCACAAAAGACUGUACAAAAUGCUACAGCUAAUUCCUUACAAACUCAACAAGUAACAACAAAUGUAAUGCAACAAAAGCAAUUACAAAAUAUUUCAACACAAUUUCAACAAUUACAAAAACAAUCAUCAGUUGCAACUGUAGAACAAAAAAAUCUACAUCAAAUACAAUCAUCACCUCUUUCACCUCUUUCGCCUCAACAAAAUGUGCAAACUAAUUCAGAUGUUGAUGCUGAUUGUAUCUUGCAAGAAAAAUGCAUUGUUAAACAACAAUCUUCUCCAUCUCAAACAGAUUCAGAAAGUAGUGCAAGUGAAAGCAUUGCUUACUUACAAAAAGUUAUCAAUAAUCCUUCCACUACAAUAGUACAACGUCAAAUACAAGGUAACACGGCAAAAAUGUUGGUAAUGUUACCAAAUGGUGAACAGAGAUUAAUCACGUUUGAUAUAUCUAAUAAUGAUUGUACUGUACAAGAUCUUCUGGAGCAGGCAAACAUUACAUUUGGUGGUGAAACAACUGUAUGCUUAGUGUCGGAUUCUACUUUUGGUAUAAAUUAUAUUGUGGAAACAGUGGCGCCAAGUAAUGGUGCCAUAUUAAAUGAAAUUCAUGAGCACGACAGUAACACAUCGCAGGAUAGUACGACUAUGGGAUCUCGUAAUACUUCUCGUACAAUUAGUUCACCCGAUGAAAAUAGCAAUCCCAUAUGUCAAAAUGAGGAGGCUACAUACAUCGAGGGGAAGCUUGCACUGUGUCCAAACUGUGGUAUUAGCUCAUUAGACUUCAACCGAUGUCAACGAUGUUUGAAAAAAUUGCCGGAGGACGUGAAGACGAUACCUAUGACUGUGGGUAUACAAGAAAAAAAGGAGAACAUGCUGUCUGUCAAUACAUUUUAUAAGAAAAACAAUGAACGAAACUCUUCAGCAAAGUUGGAAAAAUUAGAACGCGAUGGAUCUGCUUAUAAACGUGGUAGAGGAAGAGGAAGAGUUUAUGCAUCAAGGGCAAAAAUUGUUAAUAAAGAACCAGAAUGUUUGACCAUAUCAUCAGAUGAGGAUGAAGAGGGAAAAACUAGAAAAGUAGAUGGUGUUUUCAGUAAUGCAGUUUCAAGUAAUGCAAGUAAUAAUUUAAGCGAAGAAAUGGAGACAAUCCUUGAUAAAGAACCAGUAAUUACAAACAACUCUGUUUCUAGCACAAAUAUUGAGUUUUCAUCAAGCAACGAAGAAUGUACCGAAGGUGGAAGUUUAAAAAGUGAAGAUCUAAAUUUUGCAAACAGUUCUACACAAAAUCUCCACACAGCUAUUUUAUGUCGAACAGUCAGAAUAGGAUCAUAUAAAUAUGUUCCACCAGAGAAAGUAUUAAUAACUUCCAGUGGAAUAAGAUUUGGAAUACCCUUGUUAGAAGAUGAUACGAGUUUUGUAACAUUGGAUGUGAAAAUUCGAGAUCUUGUAAAGGUAUUAGUACAUUUUGGAAAAUCUAUGCCAGUUAUUUUCUUCUAUACGUCUACAAGUACAGGAGCAAUGAUUCGCGAAUUAUUAGGAAUGCAAGAUCCAAAAGGACCGUAUUAUGAUCCAGCUGGCAAGGAUCACACACACAGGCGUAUUACUUUACUACCAGAUAAGAUAACGGAUGAAUCAAAACUUGUAUUGAAAAAUGUAUUCAUGGUAAGAAAGGGCCUGUUUGAAGAAUUGAAUCCGAAAGAAGCUAAUGAUAUUCUAGUACGAGCAUCGCCAAAAGAUAAUACACUUACUUCAGGUCUUGCUAGAAGAUACAGUCAAACAUCAGUCUCGAAUGUAUCGAGUGCAAGCAGUGGAAUACAAAAGAUAACAGUCUAUCCACCACCCCCUGCAAAAGGUGGUAUAGCCAUAAAUACCGAAGAUUAUUUGUGUCUUGGAGAAGAUCAAUUUUUAAACGAUGUUAUUAUAGAUUUUUAUUUGAAAUAUUUAACAUUAGAAGUCUUAUCAGAAUCAGAUCAACACAGAACACACGUAUUUAGUUCGUACUUUUAUAAACGCUUAACAAGUCCUCACGCUCAAGCUGGUGAAAAUGCAGUGGUCCUUUCUGCGGCUGCUAAAAGGCACGCGAGAGUACAAAAAUGGACUAAAAAUGUCAAUAUAUUUGAAAAAGAUUUUAUUGUGAUCCCUAUCAAUGAACAUGCUCAUUGGUUUUUGGCAAUUAUUUGUUUCCCUGGUUUGGUGGGUAAAGUUACUAUAAAUAAUAAAAUUCCUAAAGAAGAAGAUGUGCAUAAAACAAUCCAGAAAAGUAAAAAAUUAAAGGAUCUUAAGAUUCAAGCUGUAACAAUUGGUACUACAACGAUUACUCCAGUUACAACUACUAUAACAAUUGACCAAGGAGAUGAUGGUUCGGAAAGAGAUGAAGCAGAAGGAGAUGAUGAAGAAAUGGAAGUAGAUAGUGAUGACGACGAAGAAACUGAAGGACAAGAAAGUAACAAAACUCAAGAAACGGAUAACGGCUUUCAAAAUAUAGAUUCUGUAAAAGUUCCCUGCAUAUUAAUAUUCGACUCUCUUGCGGGUGCUAGUAGAUGUCGCGUUGUUGCCACAUUACGAGAUUAUUUGAGUUGCGAAUAUGUUGCAAAAAUGGGAAUUGAAAAAACAUUUUCGAAAGAUACUAUUAAGGGAGCAUCUCCGAAAGUUCCUCAACAAUCUAAUUUUACUGAUUGCGGCCUAUAUGUAUUACAAUACGUGGAGAGCUUCUUUAAGGAUCCCAUUAAAAACUAUACAUUACCGAUAAAAACUUUAAAAAAUUGGUUUGAAGAAAUAGUUGUUACAAGAAAACGUGAAGAGAUAUCAAAGUUAUUAAUUAAGUUAAUGAAUGUUACAAGAGGAAGUAAAAAUAUUGCAUUGCCGGUUGUAAACUUUCCUACGCAAGAUGGAAAAUUAAAGCCAAAACCGGAAAAUCACCUUGAAAUAAAACCUAUUAAACCUGAAUUAGACAUUAAGAAAAAGACUAUGUCAGAGACAGAAACGAACUCUCGCGCAGUUAAUAGCACAGUACCAGGUCAAACAGAAAGCCCAGAAUCAAGUACUAAUGAGGUAGUAAGCAAAACUACUUAUCAGAUCAUUCCUUUUUCACCAUGUACAAGUUCUACUAGCUCGACUGAUAAUUCAACGGAAAUGUUGAUUGAUACGAAAAUUCAUGCAGCUAGAUCACCGAAUGAAAUAAUAUCCUAUUUAAAAUCUAAACGGAUUCCUAGGUUAAUGGUAAGAACAGACGCUCAAGAUAAUUCUCAGGCCGCUAAAAAGCAUAAAGGAGAAUCUUUUUAAGUCUUGUAAAUAAAUGUUUUCUUUUUUUAUAACGAUAAAAGUAUUUUAGUUUCCAAGUUCAUAAAAACACAUGAAAUCAUUUACCUAUGUAACAAAGUAUGUAGUUAAUAAUUCAUAAGAAGAAUAAAACGAAAGCCCAAACCUA